Messenger RNA from Pocillopora damicornis (cauliflower coral), 1739 nucleotides. RefSeq names its product neuronal acetylcholine receptor subunit alpha-7. Lineage: Eukaryota; Metazoa; Cnidaria; Anthozoa; Scleractinia; Pocilloporidae. The record is from RefSeq and is a predicted model, not a curated record. Gene Ontology annotation, molecular function: transmembrane signaling receptor activity; extracellular ligand-gated monoatomic ion channel activity. Gene Ontology annotation, biological process: monoatomic ion transmembrane transport. Gene Ontology annotation, cellular component: membrane.
ACCAUUAGUGAGAGUUGUAUCGACGUCAUCAUUGUGGAUGUUUACCUACUAUUUUGCAAUAACCUGAUGAUCACACAUCUCAGAAUCGCAGAUCACGGAUCACUGACACUGUCUUACCAACAUCCCAGAGAGAAAAUCCGCGUAAUAAUUCAGGUCGUAGCAAGGCGGACAAGUUUUUAAAGCUCAUCAGACAAAUUUCGUGACGAUGAAUCAAAUACUUGCAUCACUAACAAGCGUAAUAUUAUCUUCAAUGUUAACGGUAUCUUUAGGUACCACGAACAGUUCCUGGGAACAUCACAUUCGAGAAGAUUUGCUCGAGAAUUAUGACCGCAAGGUCCGUCCAGUUUUGAAAGGAAAAAAAGUGGUGGAGGUCUCCUUUGCCUUGAGAGUUAGCAGAUUGGUGAAAGUGGAUAAUCAAGAACAACUCGUAGUUUUGGACACCUGGGUUAUACAGAAUUGGAAUAACGAAUUUCUUACGUGGAAUGCAAGUCAAUAUGAUGACGUGGAUCGGGUGCACUUCGAUCCCAGUGAAAUCUGGGUCCCGGACUUAGCCUUGUUUAACAAUGGCGAUGAUAGAAUCAACUUGGCUGGGGGAACUAGUAAGUUCGUCACCGAUGUCGCUGUGGAUAGCAAAGGAAGAUGUGUUUGGAGCGGACCAGCUACAUUUAAAGUGAACUGCGAGAUGAGGAUUAAUGACUGGCCUUUUGACGAACAAACUUGUCAACUGGCAUUUGGUUCGUACACAUAUGGAAAGAACCUGUUGAAGAUUAGACUUUUCAAGGACAAUAGACAGUUUUCAACUCGCUUUGUAAGAAACGGAGAUUGGGACAUAACAAACAUCACACCUAGCUUAAACGAAACUGACCACGGUAACUGUUGUCCGUUCAAAUUCAGCGAAGUGGUGUACACUUUGACGAUGAAACGCAAAUAUCUUUACUACAUGUUCUACGUAUUUAUUCCCUCGGUUCUACUGACGAUCCUGGCGCUCAGCAGCUUCCUGAUUCACGUUGAAAGCGGCGAACGCAUCGGUUUUGUCACAACUAUUCUGUUGGCAAUGACUGUGUUUCUGCUCUUCAUUCCGUCUUUCCUUCCAGUUACCUCGGAGGGCCUCCCAGUCUUGGGAGUGAACCUUCAGGCCACUAUGAUCUUAAUAGCUGUGAUCCUUUUCGCAAACAUCUUUGUCCUAAGAGUAUACUUCUUGGAAGGAACGCCGCCUACAUGGGUCGAAAAAUUUUGCAACUUCUUCAGCCUUAAGAAGGGUCCAGAGGUAAGGAGCCUCACCUCUUCACGCCCCAGUAGUGUUUAUCCUUCAGCCGCGAAGUCCCUCGCAACAACGGCUGGUAUUGAGUUGAAUGACUUCAGUAGAGGAAGCUCGCCAUUGGUUAAACCGUCCCUAGUCCCAGAAUUCACGUGGCGGCGGGUGUCAAUGAAAUUGGAUCAAGUGUUUUUUGUGGUCUUCAUUAUUAUUUCGUCAAUUACGUACGCAGUAACAUUCGCAACUUAAAGAGUCAAUAUCCUUACGUUUUAUUUAACAAAGAGAUUCCUCUUGGCUGCGUGUCUGUUCAGUUUUUGGAACCAAAGGGGAAAGGGAGGAAAUUAUAAAGAUACAUACAGAACCUUAUAGGAAGAUCAAAUAAAUUUCAUCGUGACAAAACCAAAAUCCUUCACCAUAAAGUCAUACAAACUGAUGUAAAAAAGAAAAGCGCUUUUCCUAACAUGAAUAAAGCUACCUUAACUAA